Messenger RNA from Rhineura floridana, 8079 nucleotides. RefSeq names its product EPS8 signaling adaptor L2 (gene EPS8L2). Gene Ontology annotation, molecular function: actin binding. Gene Ontology annotation, cellular component: vesicle; plasma membrane; ruffle membrane. Gene Ontology annotation, biological process: positive regulation of ruffle assembly; regulation of Rho protein signal transduction; Rho protein signal transduction. Lineage: Eukaryota; Metazoa; Chordata; Lepidosauria; Squamata; Rhineuridae. The transcript is spliced from 21 exons. Bases 626 to 2833 code for a protein of 735 amino acids. The record is from RefSeq and is a predicted model, not a curated record.
CCCCAACCGUGAAGGGGGCGGGGAUAGACAGAAAACAAAAACUGAAGCCAAACUGAAGCCUUUUUCUUGCUUCUGGGAUCGAAAAAGUCUGAGAUGAAGGAAAACAACAAUAAAGCACGUUCGGCACUCCUCCACAGGCAGUGACUUGUUCUGGUUUUACAGUGUUGCACCAGGUGUCAGCAGAGACACCCAGCUCUGAGGCAAGCUCCAGGCUUGCAGACUCUGAGGCUUCUGGUUAUAUAGUAACCUGUUGCUUUAGCUGCGGCUCCUCCUUUCCCUUCUCUUCUGGCUGUGCUAAGAAAGCCCUUCCACCUGCUCUCAGAGAAGCUUGGGAGUCUGAACUGGAAGACAGGAGAACAAAGAACGAGAAGGGGGAGAUUACUGGGGUCGAGAGUGUGGUUUCAUUCUCUCUCUCUCCUCCCCCCCUCCCCAAUUCCCUGGGCAGGAGGCCGGUGAUCAUCACUGUCAGCACUUGGCAGAGGAGGAAGCCUGAAGGGGGUUGAGAAUGGCAGAGAACCUGUACUAAGAGGAAGAGAACUGCUCAGUGGGAAAGAAACGACAAGCACCCAGGAAACUGGGAGAUUCCAGCCGACAUCUGAGCAAAAGUGAAUGUCUUGAAAGCAGCAUGAGCCAGAAAGGAUCAACAAGCAGCUAUCCAGGCUCUGCAAAUGGCAGCAUGGGCAAAGCAGAUGGAGCUCCCAAAAUGACUGCAAAGGAUUUGUAUGAGCAAAGGAAGAAGUACACCAACUCUAAUGUCAUUAUGCAUGAGACAUCACAGUACCAUGUCCAGCAUUUAGCUACCUUCAUCAUGGAUAAGAGUGAGGCCAUUGUAACAGUGGAUGAUGCUAUCAGAAAACUCAAACAGCUAAACUCCAAAGAGAAGAUCUGGGCACAAGAGAUGCUGUUGCAGGUGAAUGACAAAUCCAUUCGACUGCUGGACUGCGAAACUCGGGAAGAACUAGAGGAUUUCCUUCUGCCAACAGUCCAACUCUGCCAAACUGUGCUGAAUCAGAUGCGGUACUCAUCCAUACUCCUGCUGGUGUGUCAAGACUCGGAGCAGCACAAGCCUGACAUUCACUUCUUUAACUGUGAUGAGGUGGAGGCAGAGAUGGUACAUGAGGACAUAGAAAGUGCACUUGCUGACCAUAAGUUUGGAAAGAAGAUACGGCCGCAAACACUCAAGGUAAACCAAGAGAAGAUAAAACAGAGACAAUCCAUCCUCCCGCCACCUCAAGGACCAGCUCCAAUCCCUUUCCAGUGUGAAGCAAGAGGUUCACCAAAGAGCAACCUGAAUCGAGUGGCUCCUCCUUCACAGCACAAUGAGCCAGAAUAUGAUCGACGAAGCUCCAGCUCUCAGGAUCAUGAAGAGUCCCGUGCAGCUUUAGCACAGAAGAUUGAAAGAGAAACGCAAACCCUGAAUUGCACCCUAGAUGACAUCGAGCUGUUUGUUGCCAAGCUUCAGAAAGCUGCAGAAGCAUUUAAACAGCUGAACCAAAGGAAGAAGGGAAAGAAGAACAAGAAGAAAGGGCCAGCAGAGGGAGUUCUGACUCUGAGGGCAAAACCCCCAAAUGAAGCUGAAUACAUUGACUGCUUCCAGAAAACCAAGCUGGCACUAAAUCUCCUGGCCAAACUGAGAAAACAUAUCCAGAAUCCAAGUGCUUCGGAAUUAGUGCAUUUCUUGUUUGGACCUUUGGAACUGAUAGUUAAUAGCUGUGGAGGUCCUGAGCUUGCAAGGUCUGUCAUCAGCCCACUUCUUUCUAAAGACACCACAGAUUUCCUGAAAGGACAUCUGACACCAAAGGAGAUGGCACUGUGGGAGUCCUUGGGAGAGACAUGGACAAGGUCAAGAACUGAGUGGCCAAGAGAUGCCAACAUCCCAAGCUAUAUUCCAAAGUUCCGCAACGGAUGGGAGCCACCUCUAGAAAUCUUCCGCGGAGCUCCUUGGGAAAUAGAUAUUGGCCACCUGCAAGAAGAGUUGUCAUCACCUAAUGGAUAUUCCAGUCGGAACCUAAAGCCUGUCCAGACAUCUGAUCAAAUUCAAGCAGUGGAUGCCUUUGCUCAGCAUGUUACUCAACAUGUGAAUAGGAAUUUUGAGGCACAGGGUAUCGCCCCAGCAAAGAGAUGUGCCAAAAUUCGAUAUGAUUUCACUGCUCGAAAUGCCAAUGAACUUUCAGUGCUGAAGGAUGAAAUUCUGGAGGUGUUGGAAGAUAAUAAACAGUGGUGGAAGCUGCGAAACCGAAGUGGGCAGGCUGGUUACGUCCCAUAUAACAUCUUGGACCUGGUGAAACUGGAGGAUUAUGGGUCAAUUGAACAGAAAUACAAAGGAGACUUGAGUCCAAGAGGAACAGGACCUUCUAGCCCCUCUCAUAAGUUACCUGCCAGCUACGCUGGAGAUAAAUGGGGAAGUGAAAUGCUUGCCCGUAAUUCUCCUGAUGCCAAAGAACAACUGAUUCAUCAUAUGGAUGAGGUCAAUGAUGAACUUCUGAAAAAGAUUACCAAUAUCAAAGUGCAACCUCCUCAGAGAAACUUUAAAGUUGAGAAGGCUCAUCAAGUUCAAGUGCCCAUGACCUUUGAAUCCAAUGCUGAGGAGGUCAAAGCAUGGCUGGAAGCAAAUUCUUUCAGUAAAGGGACUGUGGACCAUCUUGGCAUACUGACAGGUGCACAACUUUUCUCUCUGAACAAAGAAGAGCUGAAAAAAGUAUGUGGAGAAGAGGGUGCCAGAGUAUAUAGCAAAAUCACAGUGCAAAAGUCUUUGCUAGAGAAAAGCAGAGGGGAGUCGGAGCUUCAAGAAAUCAUGAAGCGACGCCAAGAAAGGAUUGAUUCUGCUAUUUAAAUUUUAUCUGUUCUUUUAGACUCUGUUUGCAUACAUGUACUUGCAGAAAAAAGGGAAGAAAGCAAAAAAAUAGUGAGAAAGACUGCUGCGAUCAGCACCUAAGCAAUGUAAAUUGCCAUCCAGAUUGACUGUUCCUUCAGCACUGUUGACAAAUGGGAGGCUAUUCUCCCUCACUAACAUGACACUGCAUUGGGAGAGAGGUUCUAGUAUUGCAUGAAGUAUUAUUUUUAUAUCUCUAUAUUUUAUACAUAAACGUUAUGUGUGUGAAGUUCAGAGCAUGAUGAGGACAGGAAUUCUCAGCAAAGGCUGGACUGAAGCAAAAUGACCUCAAAACAAUCUAUGCAGUCUGCUUCCUGUGUGGCCCUUUUCUACUGUCAUAAAGCAUCAGGGAAUCGGCUGGGGGAAAUAAUAUAAGCCCACAAGAAUGUUCUGAGGCCCUGUAUAUUUGAAAAACACACUCCCUUACCAUUUAAUUGUACACAACACAACAGGGGCUGAAUUAGCCCAACAUGGGGGAAGAGACUCCUAGGGCAUGUAAAAAAACCCAACAAACAUAAGAUAAGAUUAUGAUCAACUGGCAGGCAAGUGAUUUAAAGUUUGUGUUGGAUUUUUCAAAACUGAAGUUGGCAACAACUCAUCUCUUCUCUCCCCUCUUCUCACCCACAGCCCUAAACCGUACUAAUUCCUUUUAUAUGUCAUCAAAAGGGUACCAGGAAGCCAUCAUAUACCAAACAUAUCCACAGGUGAUCCAAGGGCAGUUUUGAUAUCAUAACCAUUAGCUGCUCCAUCCCCUGGGAAAGUUAUAAGCUCAUUGCGAAUAUAUUCUGAUGUGCUUUGAAAAGCUUUUGGCCAAGUAGUUGCAUUGGUAUCCCUGCCCCUCCCCCAGCCCUCCAUCACAUCUUCAUGCCUCUAUCAUCAUAUUUGGGACCAACUCUGAAUGGCUUCAUAGCCCUUGCACAGUCAAGUUCACACAGAGAGCUAUUGUGACCCUUUAGGGAUGGAGUAUCCACAAUGUUUAGAUAGCUAAAUAUUCAAAUUAUAAUGUAAAAAGGAAUGACAUAUGUGUAGAAUAGGUUAGACUGGAAUUGGCCCUUAGCACUGUAUAUAUAUUUUAAUAUACGUUUUCUCACUGAGUGAUACUAGAAGAAACCUUGCUUUUGUAGAGUUCUCUUUAUUUCACUUUCACCCAUCACUACUGCCCAGAACAGGCUUUACAAUGAAGAAUGACCUUUCACAACUUGUAGAUGUAUUGCAGCAGUAAGUAAUAAAAUGCAAACAUUGGAACAACUCCCCCCCACACACAAAUAUACAAGAGUAUUGAUUUCAAAAGAAAGAUGGAGCUGGAAUGGAGGCCAAAUGGAUACAUAUUAAAAUGUCCUGGUUGGCAAGGUUUUUUCUUUUUUUUAACUUCAUCCACCUGUUAAUUGUAGGGGCUGGACCCAGAUUAACUGUGUUAUAGUUUGUAAGAACAUAGGAACUUUUAAAAAAGCCUGCUGGAUCAAGCCAAUGGCCCAUCUAGUCCAGCAUCCUCUUCUCACAAUAGCCAACCAGAUGCGUAUGGGAAGUCCACAAGCAGGAUCUGAGCGCAAGAGCACUCCCCUCCUGUGGUUUCCAGCAACUGGUAUUCAGAAACUGUGGAGGGAGAACAUAGCCACCAUGGCUAGUAACCAUUGAUAGCCUCAUCCUCCAUUAAUUUUUCUAAUCCUCUUUUAAAGUCAUCCAAGUUGGUGGCCAUCACUGCCUCCUGUGGGAGUGAAUUCCAUAGUUUAACUAUGAGUUGCAUGAAGUACUUUCUUUGACGGUCAUAAAUCUUCCAACAUUUAGCUUCAAGGGAUGUCCACAAGUUCUAAUGUUUUGAAAGAGGGAGACAAUUUUUUCUCUAUCCACAUUCUCCAUGCCAUGGCAUAAUUUUAUACACUUCUAUCUUGUAACUUCUUACAUGCCUUUUCCCUAAACUAAAAAGCCCCCUAAAUUAAAAAGCCUCAAUGCUGCAGCCUUUCCACAUAGGGGAGUUGCUCCAUUCCCUUGAUCAUUUUGGUUGCUCUUUUCUGAAUCUUUUCCAGCUCUAUAAUAAAUUUUCUAAGGUGAGACAACCAGAACUGUACACAGUAUUCCAAAUGCAGUCACACCAUAGAUUUGUAUAUUGGCAUUAUGAUACUGGCAGUUUUAUUUUCAAUUCCUUUCCUAAUGAUCCCUAGCAUGGAGUUUGGCUUUUUCACUUGGUAGGUGUCUUCAUCGAAUUACCCAUGAUGAGCCCAAGGUCUUGUUCCUAGUCAGUCAUUGUCAGUUCGGACCCCAUGAGAAUAUGUUUGAAACAAAGAUUUUUUUAUCAUAGCAUGCAUCACAACAUUUGUUUACAUUGAAUUGCGUUUGCCCAUUUACCACCCAUUCACUCAUUUUGAAGUCAUUUUGGAGCUCUUCAAAUCCCUUUCUGUUUUAAUGACCCUGAACAAUUUAGUAUCAUCAGCAAACUUGGCCACCUCGCUACUCACCCCUAAUUCUAGAUCAUUAAUGAACAAGUUAAAAAGCACAGGUCCCAAUUCUGAUCCUUGGGGGACUUCACUUUCUACAGCCCUCCAUUGGGAGAACUGUCUAUAUAUUCUUAGUCUCUGCUUCCUGCUACUUAACCAAUUCCUGAUCCAGAAGAGGACCUCUCCUCUUAUUCCAUGACUGCUAAACUUACUCAGGAGUCUUUGGUGAGGUCAAAAGCUUGUCAAGUACACUAUAUUAGCUGGCUCACCUCUAUCUAUAUGGUUGCUGACACUUUCAAAUAACUCUAAUAGGUUGGUUAGUGAGCAGAGCCGGUGCCAGGCAUGCCUGGGCCCUUGGGCACCAGCCUGCCCCAUACUUGUGGCACUGGAGAGCAACUCCUUCGUAAGGCUGCACGGGGCUAAUAAACCUACCUGCAUGUCCCACCUACCUCUAUUGCCCCUUAGGGAAGCCUCUGCCUCCAUCUUAAUUGAUGGCAGGUAUGUGUGUACUGCAUGAACAUGCUUACCAUCAACCAAGAUGGCACUGGGGGCAUCAGCCUCUUAGGGAAGCCUCUGCCACCAUCUUGGUUGAUGGCAGGUAUGUGGGCACAGUAUGCACGUCAUUUACAGGAGUGAUAGAGGUAGGUGGAGCAUGCAUGGCCUACACUGACUGUUUGGGGGGGAGGUGCCUGGGAGCUCCCUCUCUGCAAUCCAUGGCAGGGUCAGGAGCCAACACUGCCGCAGAUCGCAGAACAGGAGCACUACCCUCCCACCCUAAGGAGGAGCCCCUCAGGGGCCCUCAGCCAAGGCCUAACCUGGCUGCCCCCUGACGCUGGCCCUCUUAGCGAGAUAGGACUUACUCUUGCAGAAGCCAUGCUAGUUCUGCUUCAGCAAGUCUUGCUCUUCUGUAUUCUUGCUUAUUGUAUGUUUAUUUUGUUUUAUUGGUUAUUUUAUCUUACUUAUUUUAUGUUUAAUAAUGCUUUCCACCACUUUUCCUGGAACACAUGUUAAACUAACUGGCCUGUACUUUCCAGAAUUCCCCUUUUGUAUUUGCAUUCAUCCUUGAAUGUCUUUGUAUAUAUCUUUGACUUAUGAGCCACAACAUUGCCCAGCUGAUCAUCAUCAAUCAAAAGAUGAGUCAAAAUCUGAGAUUUAAUUCCAACCUGAUGAGCAUUCACAUUAAACAGCCUAUGAGACAAACUGUUUUGCCUCCAGGCGAUAUUGUAAUGAACUGAAACUUUAAGUUUAAAAACUAAAGUUUUUGGCCCCUAUGAUGAUGAAGAAGAAUGGGUUGAGGGUAUGCAUGCAGUACGUGUUCUACAACAUGAUAGAAACCCACAAGACAAUAUGAAGACAGCCCAAAUUAUAUUUUUACAGUUUUUAAGGUCAGUUUCAUGUUGCUUGAAUACUCCAGUUUAGUAGUUAACAGUCAAUUCAUCAUGUUAAGAUUAGGUGCCACUUUGCUCCCUUUUAUACAGCCAAUUGUCUCUUUCAGAAGAUUAGAUGUAAGCCAAACCCCACAAGCAGUAGUGGUUCUCAGAUGCUUUGUCCUUUAUAAUUAUAUGGGAUGGCUGACUACAUCUCUCCCACACUGACUUGGAAACUACUUAACCCAGCAUUGUAAAACAUGCAAUUGAUUUGGGACUGCAAUCUGUAAUAGCUGCAGCUGGUGUUGGUGAAUAAAGCUCCAUUUAAGUUUUCAUGUCCUAGCACAUCUGGAUAUAGGAACCUGAUAAACCUGCAUGAACAAAAGUGACUGCUAGAUACUCUUACUUAGACUUUCAGAGUCUGCAAAUGCAUUUAAUCUAUAGCUGAUUGAUUCCUGCAAAGACUUGCAAUGUGCAGCCUGUACAUGUGAACAGUCCCAUUAUACUGUCAUUUAUUCCAAAGAAGCUCAGUUCCUCUGCAUGCCUGGAGAAUUUUGCAAGAAAAAGCCUUUAGGAAAUACACACAUCACUGCUUAAUGUUUCUCCUUCAAUUAUUAUUAUUUGUACAUUAGCCACAGUGGUUUUAGAUUAUCUGUACAUAAAAACGUAGUCAAAGUUCUUAACAAAAACCCCAUGAAGAUAUAACUAAAUGAAAAUUAUGUUCACAUUAUAUACUUUAAUGGUAGCUGUGCAGAGAUAAUUUAAUCACAUGUUAAAAAUCAGAGCUAGUAAUAAAGUAUAUAUUAUAUAUGAAGCUAGCAAAUAUAUAGUUAGCAGAAUAUGCACUUAUUUUUGUUUAACAGACUUAUAGAGCAGAUGAAGCAAACAAACCACUUGUUGUAUGGAGUGGUAGUAAUAAAAGUCUACCAAAGUAAAACAAAACAACUCUGAGCUCCUUGGAGGAAGGAUGAGAAACAAAUGUAAGGAAUGAAUCGAUUGCUCUGUUCUAAUAUUUUAAUGCGGGUUCACACUGGUUAACAUUAAUAGAAGUGAACAUUCUAUAAAGAACUGUAUUGAGCAUUUUAUUGAGUGUACUACAGGUAGACUAAUCUGGUGACACUAUACUGUGGCCACAGAUGCAGCCAUAGAAUAGUUGUAUCCCAGACAAGUCAGUGGAGCAACCAGUGCCUUGAUGGCUGCAUCAAAAAUCCCUGGUGGCUUCAUUUGAGAACCCAUGUUGACUUAGCUAGGAGUAUUUCCAGCAUAUCUAAUGGAGCAUAAUUAUUUUUGCAGGAUUAGACAUAUUUGUUCAACCAAACAUGGUUUGAUUAAUGAUGCUGAACUGUAUGUAUGUAUUGUAAACAGGGGUGGCAAGCUGGUUUAAAAAUUAAAAGAUACUUACACUUGG